Molecule: messenger RNA, 1816 nt
Organism: Closterium sp. NIES-67
Lineage: Eukaryota; Viridiplantae; Streptophyta; Zygnematophyceae; Desmidiales; Closteriaceae
Source: the annotation of a GenBank genome assembly
UAGCAUAGAAUCUGUUCUUGUCCACUAGUAUCUAGGUCUAUUUUUUCCUUUGGGCAGCAUGACCUUGAUUAGGUGGCAUUGUUGCUGUCAGAGUGUGAAGUAAAUACUGCUGAGCUUGCUGCGGCACGGGGAUAUGUCUCCUUACAGACGGAGUGAGCUUCACGGAAAAGUGAUUGCUUGACCGUCUCGUUCGUAGUUUCUGUUCCUCUCUUUGCGGUUCCAAACUACUUCAGUUGCCCAAGGACGUCACGAUGUCGUCACAGGCCGAUCAAUCGGGCCAGACACCCCCCGUGUCAGAUAGAAAACCCGAGAAGCCGGCGCCAGCGUCGUUCGCGGACAAGCUGGAGGCGUUCAGCCAGGAGAAGUUCGCGUCGUUCCGAGCCGCCGUCAGCAGCCCCAACCUGCUCACGCCUGACAAGCCCGCCGAUACUCUCGAGGAGCAGGAAGCCAAGGUGAAGGCGUUGCGGGAAGCCAUCGGGCCGCUGGCGGGGCGCGCGAAGCUGUUCUGCACGGACGCGUGCCUGCGGCGGUACCUCCGCGCGCGCGGCUGGAAUGUCCCCAAGGCGGAGAAGAUGCUCCGCGACACGCUCCGCUGGCGACACCUGUACCGACCGGAGGAGAUCACGUGGGACGACGUGGCGGGAGAGGCGGCGACCGGCAAGGUGUACCGGACGGCAUUUAUGGACAAGAAGGGCCGCGCCGUCGUUGUCAUGUCCGCCGGCCGCCAGAACACGUCGGGGCACGAGGGGCAGGUGCGGCACCUGGUGUACGCGUUAGAGAACGCCAUCAACCACCUGGCGGAGGGCACAGCGCACAUGGUGUGGUUCAUCGACUUCCGCGGGUGGACGCUGCGCAAGGCGCCACCGCUCAAGACGUCGCGCGAGGUGCUCACCAUCCUGCAGAACCACUACCCCGAGCGGCUCGGCCAGGCCGUGGUGUACGACCCGCCGCCCGUCUUUGAGACGUUCUGGAAGAUGAUCCGCCCCUUCGUGGACCCCAACACGUUCAAGAAGAUCCUCUUCGUGUACCCCAACAAGCGCGACACCAUCGCAAAACUGGAGGAGAUCUUUGACCUCGACCGCCUGGACCAGGCCUUUGGCGGGCGCGCCGUGUGGGCGUUCGAGCUGGACGCGUACAGCCGGGUCAUGCGGGAGGACGACGCCAGAGCGAAGGCGUUCUGGGGCAUCCCGCCCACUGGCGUCGCUAGCCCCAGGCGCAGGGCUCAGGUGCAGGCCAUGCCUGGGGGAGGUGCAGAAGCAGAGGCAGGGGGGGAAGGAGCAGGCGAGGUAGGCGAGGGCCGGGAGCAGGCUGCAGCAGAGGGGGGAGCGGAGGAGGGGCAGGUGGCUGCAGAAGCAGUAGGGUUGUCGGGUGGUGCUGGGCCGGCAGGAUUGGGAGGGCAGGAGGCGGGGGCGCUGCUGUCUGAAGCAGAGAACGGGGGCAGGGCGGGUGAGGGCUACAGUGUUACAGUAGGGGGGGCUGACUGGGGUGAUUCCCCAGCAGCAGCAGCAGCAGCAGCAGCAGCAGCAGCAGCGACAGCUGAGUGUCCAGAGCUAGAGAGGGGGGAGAUGAAUGGCAGUGCAGGGGAGGGUGACAGAGAGCAGGACGGCAGUUUCUGGCUGCCACUGAACGAGCCGCCACCCAAGGAGAGUGUGCAUGCGCAGAGCAUAGCGCACGCGCACCAUGUGCUCAAGAGCACGUUCAGCAAGAUGAGCAUCGAGUUCAAGAAGCCCGCCUGGAUGCAGUGAUCGGGGUGGUCAUCUGCAGACUGAUGCCUCGUGUUACAGUUUUUAGUGUUGGGUUGCAGCAUUGAUGCGGC